Messenger RNA from Mytilus trossulus (common blue mussel), 3033 nucleotides. RefSeq names its product T-box transcription factor TBX21-like. Gene Ontology annotation, biological process: regulation of transcription by RNA polymerase II; cell fate specification; positive regulation of DNA-templated transcription. Bases 308 to 2080 code for a protein of 590 amino acids. NCBI's taxonomy places the organism in Eukaryota, Metazoa, Mollusca, Bivalvia, Mytilida, Mytilidae. The record is from RefSeq and is a predicted model, not a curated record. Gene Ontology annotation, cellular component: nucleus. The transcript is spliced from 6 exons. Gene Ontology annotation, molecular function: DNA-binding transcription factor activity, RNA polymerase II-specific; RNA polymerase II cis-regulatory region sequence-specific DNA binding.
UAACUUUUUGUGGUCAUUUUUCUAUAUCUAUUGUGCAAGUCCUUUGUGAUUCACGGCUUUUAGUCUUCGAUGUAGGUAACUUUGUGAAAUAAUAGAACUUAUAUUGAAAUAUUCUUGUUUGGUUUGGAAUUCGUGAUAACCAAUGCUAGGUUUAUUGUACGGCUCUCUAAUACGAUUAACUAUAAGGCUAAUUCUCACUUGAACACUUUUUACCGAAAAUAGGUGCGAUAUAUUGUUUCACACUUUUGGUUAAUGCGAUAGACCUCUUUUUGUCAAAUUCUAUAAUUUGAUAACGAAAUAAAUAAACAUGCAACAGAAUAGCGAUUUAAACUGUGAGGUUGAUAAUUCAGCGAAUUUUCCUCACUUUACCGAGAGAAGUGAGAAUUUUCAACAGAACAAUGAUCUAGUGUCUUGUUUGAAUGAACAAUACGCCGAGAGAAAUCUUAAGGGUUAUUACUGCGAGUACAACUCUCCAGAAACAGCAAAACAGCAACAAGACAGACGAUCAGCGCCAUACGUUCAAAUAUCACCGGAAAAAUCAUCAGAAGAUGGGAACGAAGAUCACGCAAGUUCCGACGGUGGAUAUUCGUCGCCAGGUGGCAGUGAUGGACCAAGUUUUAUCUCAUUACAGCCUGCUAAUAUGGAGCAUAUGCAGAAAACAGCCGCCAUGGAGUAUCCUCCUCAAUACCAACAACAACAGCAACAGCCGGAAAUGCAUCAUCAAUAUCAGCAGUAUUCUGGGUACGAAACCGUCCCGUACUACCCUCCUCCUCAAAGCUAUGAUCCUGCCUCGCCUCCAGCUCAGUGUGGUGGCAUACCGCCGUCCAUACAGAACAUGUCGUGUCUCUCGCCACCUCAACAGAUGCCACCACAGCGGCAGGUUUGUGUGUACCUGUGUAACAGAGAACUCUGGGUAAAGUUUCAUCAACACACGACAGAGAUGAUAAUCACUAAACAAGGAAGACGGAUGUUCCCAACACUACAAUAUAGUCUGACCGGAUUAGAUCCACACAAACAGUACAACGUAUUUGUGGAUAUGAUUUUAGCUGAUCCACAUCACUGGAAGUUCCAAGGUGGAAAAUGGGUGCCAUGUGGACAAGCUGAGCCUGUACCACAAACUGGUAAAGUGUAUCUUCAUCCCGACUCGCCAAGUUCCGGUGCUCACUGGAUGAAGCAGGACAUAGUGUUCAGCAAACUGAAACUGACUAACAAUAAAAACAAUCCAGGAGGACAUGUUGUUUUGAACUCCAUGCACAAGUAUCAACCUCGUAUACACGUCAUUGAAGUUGGCGGAGGACAAGGAGACCAAAAGAAUCUUAUGACGCAUGCGUUCCCGGAAACACAAUUUAUAGGUGUCACUGCUUAUCAGAACACAGAUGUGACUCAGUUGAAAAUUGAUAACAAUCCAUUUGCCAAAGGAUUCAGAGACAAUUUUGACAGAAAUUGUGAUAUUGGAACACCUCCUCCUGCCUACCCGAUGCUUACAAUGGCGCAACAACAACAACAGCAGCAACAACAGCAAUACACAUUCCGAGAACACAUGUACACAGAUGCACAUGGGCAGUUUGUUUCUAGAGUUCCCACAUCUUUCGCAGCAGACGACAGAGAUAUGUUGCAAUUAAACCGGGAACAAGCAGAGCAUCUUCGAAAUGCAGAAAUACAAAAGUGGCAAAUGUCCCUCAGAGAAUCAGAUAAUCAUCAAAAUUUUGAUAUCACAAAAAGGAACAAACGAAAAAUGGAGGAUAAUAUGGGAAAAGAAAGUGAAGAAUUUGAACAGAAAGACGCAUUUGGAACCGAAUAUGGAGCUGGACUUCCUGUUUCUUCCGGUGAUAAUUCUUAUCCAUAUACAGCUUUUGUCAAACGUACAAAAUACGAAGAAGAGGCAUCAACAGACGUGAACGGGCACCUUGCCAAAGAACAAGCAGGAUUUGGUAGUGGGUACCAGUUUAACGGUGUCUAUGAAAACAAUACUGGAACAUAUGCUGAGCCUGAUAAUAGAACACCGUCAUACGAAACGUACAAUGGUAUGCAUCAGCUUUACCAGCAGUCACGUGACGUACGACCGUCUGCUGUUUAUUGAAUAUUGUGUAGUGACAAUUAUGUUAAUUUAUUAAUUGGUUGUGGCUCCGGAGCAUGAUCUAUUGUCAUAAAUAUUUGUCAUCCAUAUUCAUGCAUCGGAGUUUUAUCCAAAUAAACUCACCGUAGAUCCACACGGCAAGUCAUCCAUAUUCAUACAUCGGAGUUUUAUCCAAAUAAACUCAUCAUAGAUCCACACGGCAAGUCAUCCAUAUUCAUACAUCGGAGUUUUAUCCACAUAAACUCAUCAUAGAUCCACACGGCACAUAUCGCUACAUAAUACCUACAUACAAUUACGCUAUUUUUGAUAACAUGAUGAGAAGAUAUAUCUUUAUUAACUUGAAAUGUAUUAUCAUUUUAGCCAGUUGACCGGAAACAAAACAUUAAAAACGUUUCCUGUUAAUAUUCAUGACAGCAGAGCCAUACAUUGAUAAUCUAAUCUUCCAACUGCCCCCGUUCAAAGUACGAGCGGCUGAAGUUCGCACAAUGAUAGAACAAUUAUGGACACUGGAAUUAUCCGUAACUUUACAAGGGUAAAGCAACCUAGAUCGCUGAACCUGCCGAUUCCAGCUUUAAGAAAGAAUACAACGGACUAAAUCGGCUGCUGUCGGUCGUCCAAUGAAAUCGCUAGAUUCUAUCAGUAGCGGGAUAAAUAUAUAAUACAAACAUCGGUAACAUAUCAUAUUCACCUACAUAAGUACUUGUCUCCUUCCAAGGAUAGAUGUUGUCCGUUCAAGUCAAAUGGUUUCACAAAGACAUCAUAUCUCAUUAUCUUAUUUAUUAUUCAUAUCUAGAAUUCAUUCAUUGUCUUUACCAUUAAAUUGUUCGAAAAUAAGGGAACAUUAACAUUUUAAUUUAUAUUAUCAUUUACAUAUCAUAUUCAUAAAUGUGAUUUUAGGUCCAUUUCAUCCUAUUUUAUUUUGUCUUUUAUUGUUGGUGCUUAUUUUUACAUGUUAU